Oppiella nova is the source of this 1522-nucleotide messenger RNA. Lineage: Eukaryota; Metazoa; Arthropoda; Arachnida; Sarcoptiformes; Oppiidae. The record is from the annotation of a GenBank genome assembly.
UAGACGCCAAUUGUCUCAUCAUUAUCACCAAUCAGUGUAUUUCAUACAUGUGAACACCAUUUACAGUUUUUUUAAGUAAUUAGUCACUGAUCUGAUCCCAUGGAGACACGCGCUUAUCAUCAAUGAUCGGCUCGUGGUUUGAAUGUUCGGAUUCUUCAGGAAUGCUUUGAACGCCAUCAACAAGAACAUGUCGAAAGUGAGCGAUGAAUCCAUGGAUGUGUCCGUCGAUGACGGCGUCGAGAAUCACAGUCCAGACAAAGACGUGUCGGACGCGGAUGACGACGACCGAAUCGCCGCCAAUGGUGGCAACAGUCGGAUCACCCGGAACUCGUUGCGCAAGAAUGGCGCCAAUGGUUCCGCCGACGAUCACGUCUGCGACAAAGGGGUCGCCAAACAGCCAAAGCCUAACCGGAAGCGCAAGAGCUCGGCAAUGGGUGGCCCGCCCUCUCAGCCGGCGUCGAGUCGCGAGUCGCCGGUGUUGAGCACCACCUCCGCAUCGGUCGGCAGACCCAAGUCGUCCACAACUGGUCCCAAGAAGCAGUCGUCGCGACUGCAGUACAAGUUCUCGUAUUGGCUUCGGGAGGACCACCGGUCGCCCAUAUUUGGCGUCCAAUUCAACCAACACCUGCCCGACGGCCACAACUACUUCGCCACAGUCGGCAACAAUCGGGUCUCCAUUUACGAGUGUCUCAGCGACGGUACCAUACGUUUGGCGCAGUGUUACGCCGACACCGACGCGGAUGAGAGCUUCUACACGUGCGCCUGGAGUUACGAUGACGUGACGGGACUACCGUUGCUGGCGGCGGCCGGCAGUCGCGGUAUUAUCCGGAUUAUCAGUAACUCCUCCCAGCAGUGUAUUAAGCACUACAUCGGACACGGCAAUGCCAUCAAUGAUCUCAAGAUUAGUCCAUUGGAUCCCAACCUCCUGUUGUCGGUCAGCAAAGACCAUACCCUCCGGCUGUGGAAUAUAAAGACGGAUCAAUGCGUAGCCAUAUUCGGCGGCGUCGAGGGGCACAGGGAUGAGGUGCUGUCCGCGGACUUCCACCUGCGCGGCCAUAAGAUAAUCAGCUGCGGUAUGGAUCACUCGCUGAAGAUCUGGUCGCUGGACAAACGGGACAUUCAGGACGCCAUACACGAGUCGUACAGCUAUAACGGCGCCAAAACCAACGUACCGUUCGGUACAGUGCGGGACAACUUCCCGCUGUUCACCACCCGGGAUAUACACCGCAAUUACGUGGACUGUGUCCGAUGGUUCGGCAACUUCGUGCUGUCCAAGUCCUGCGAGAACGCCAUUGUCUGCUGGAAACCUGGCAAACUGGAGGACGAGUCCGACAUACAGAUCCCGAAGUCCUACUCCAGCGACUCGUCCAGCACUUUGAUCCACAAGUUUGAGUAUAAAGACUGCGAUAUUUGGUUUAUGCGGUUCUCGAUGGACGCGCAGCAGAAGAUCCUGGCGCUCGGCAAUCAGUCCGGACGGGUGAACGUGUGGGACGUGGAUGUCGACGAUCCCACGAUUCCCAGG